UACCAUAGCUUCCGCCCCUCUUCUAUUUCUCCGCUCUUUUUUUCGCUCUUGGGGGUUUUCUCUUUCUGUUUCAUCGUUAACUUCGAAAAUCUCUCUCGAAUUUUCUUGAAUUUCAUGUUCUAUAAUUUGGAUGUGUAAGGAUCCAUCGCUCUUCUCCAUCUCCUUCCUCAGUAGAGAAGUAGAAGUGAGAUGCCGAAUAUAAGAUCGACUUUGCCUUCAAGGCUUCACCAGCUUUUGUCUGGUGAAACGACCAUCAGCCAUUCUAUCAAACUCGACUCUGAGCCCGGAUUUUGGGCAGCAUAACACAAACUUGGUGCGGUGCUGCCUCUGCUUGGAAGCAACUGUUCUGUUGGAGAAGCCUAUCUUAGUUCCUCGAUAAUGAACAAGCAGCUGCAACAGAUCAUCCAUAUUCCACCCAACCCACCUGUUUCCCCUACCCGCCAACCGACCGAAAAAGUUUAUGCUUCCUUAAUUGAACCGAAACAUGCCAAUACUGUUAUAAGGCGACUUAAUCAGAUUGCACCGCUUCAAAAUCUCCAGCAUUUGAAGAGGAUUAACAAAAAGCAAGUCCAAGGGGGGAAACCAGAGUUGUUUGUCAUAUUAUGUUUGGCUUCUGAAAAUGAAACACAAUCCAAUACUAUGCCACCGGGUGUGGAAGAUGUUGUCAAUUCCUACAACUUGACUCCUUUUAUUACCGAAGUUUGCAAACAUGUUGCAUUAUCAAAGGAGGAGUGGGAAGAACAGUGCAAAUUGUGGCCAACGUCAUAUCAUCCACCAACCUACAAUAUUAAUGGCAUUACAGGGUUUAAUGAAGAGGAUUCUAAAUCAGUUUUCAGUUUUAUGAAGUCCACAAUAGAGUUGGCGAAAUAUGGUGAUCAUUUGAGUUUCAAUGCUGCUUUGAUAGUGGAUCCAUUAGCCGGGCAGAUAAUUGCAAGGGCAUGUGAUGAUGUCUGCUCUUGGCAUAUGGGAACAAAUGAAGCAAAGACAGAAACCUGCCACAUCAAACAGUCGGAAGGAUUCACUUCUGAUGCUGAUGCUAACAGGAUAGCAAGAGAUGCAACUUUGAUUUCAAAUGGCUCAUCUAACAAUCUCCUAAAAUGUGACACCACAGUUUCUUGUUUAAACCCUUGGCAGUUUUCACAACAAUCAUUGGAUACAAGUCCUUGUUAUUGUCACCCAUUACGACAUGCUACCAUUGUUGCUAUUGAAGCUUCUGCUGCGAGGGACCGACAUUUGUUCCGUGAUUCUGGGCACGGUGAAAAGUUGUAUGAAGUUGAUUCUACUCAUUUUUCUCCCUCAGGUUCUCCAGCAAAGAGACAAAGGGUGACCCUUGAAAAUGUAAAAAAUGGUGGGGAACAGGAUGUGAAUACCGAAGGUUCAAACUCCUUACCCAGGCCUUAUCUGUGUACCGGCUAUGACAUCUAUCUUGUCUGGGAGCCUUGUACAAUGUGUGCUAUGGCUCUUGUUCAUCAGAGAAUUAGGCGAAUAUUUUAUGCGUUACCGAAUCCUGAAGCUGGGGCAUUGGGAAGUGUUCAUAGGCUACAGGGUGAGAAAAGCUUAAACCAUCACUAUGCAGUUUUCAGGGUUGUCUUGCCUGAACUUGAAUUUCCAGCGGAAAGAUAGUUCUUUUGAUAUUUCCUACCGUUCGCACUUAUUUACAUUUUCCAGAAAUUCAUCUCUCAUUAUAAGAAAUUGUAAUGCGAAAUGGUAAGUCUUAACUGUAACGGGGUAAUGAUAAUUA
Molecule: messenger RNA, 1741 nt
Organism: Hibiscus syriacus
Lineage: Eukaryota; Viridiplantae; Streptophyta; Magnoliopsida; Malvales; Malvaceae
Product: tRNA-specific adenosine deaminase TAD3-like
Exons: 11
Coding region: 379-1623 (414 amino acids)
Biological process (GO): tRNA wobble adenosine to inosine editing
Cellular component (GO): cytoplasm; nucleus
Molecular function (GO): tRNA-specific adenosine-34 deaminase activity
Source: RefSeq, a predicted model, not a curated record